Schistosoma mattheei is the source of this 813-nucleotide messenger RNA. Lineage: Eukaryota; Metazoa; Platyhelminthes; Trematoda; Strigeidida; Schistosomatidae. The record is from the annotation of a GenBank genome assembly.
AUGUUACAGUCGUUCCAUCAAGCAGAUUACGCAUCUUGUUUGGGGAGAUUAAAUAAACUACGAAAUAUUCUACGGUUAGAUAUAUUUUUGUCUGAUCAUGUAUCUGCAUUAUGUCGAGAGAUUCGAUCACGUGCACUUUGUCAGUAUUUCAGUCCGUAUUCAUCAGCUGAUUUAAAUUUGAUGGCUAAAGCAUUCGAUACAAAUGUAGCUAAUCUAGAAAAUGAAUUAGCAGUACUUAUCCAAGAUGGAAGUAUUAAAGCUCGUAUUGAUUCACAUAAACAGCUCCUUCGUGUUCUUGACGUGGAUCAGCGAUGUCUAACGUUUGCUCGAGCUGUACGACUUGUUGAUGAGUAUAAAAAUCGUACACAUUCACUGAUACUUCGAAUGGCAUUAGCACGUCAGAAGCUUACUGUUAAGUCGACCAGAGAUGAUAUUGAUCCAAUGUAUCAUUACAUGUCAUAAGAUAAUCAGUCUUUGGAUUAAUAAUAAUAACUGCUUAUAAAAUAAUCAUAGUAGUAUGGUAUUAUGAAGCUAUUCAAAUUUCUGUGAUGGUCAAAACUGUCUGAGAACUUUCAAUUAAUGGAAGAGAACACACAUCAACCUGCUUUUACAACAGAUUUACAAUAUCCUCCAUAUUUGAAAAAGACUGUGGAAAUGCUGUCCUGUUUUUCUCACAUAGAACUGUUAAUUUACGCCUAAACACAAAUGCUUACUGCUUCUACCAUAAGUCAUCCUCUCUUACUUUAGUGACACGUGACUAAUUCAUUUGUACUUAUUUUUCACGUUGAAUAUUUUUUAAAGCUAUCAACUUAC